Drosophila montana is the source of this 2195-nucleotide messenger RNA. It is a transcript of the gene Nprl3, whose product is annotated as GATOR complex protein Nprl3. The transcript has a single exon. Bases 224 to 2155 code for a protein of 643 amino acids. Gene Ontology annotation, cellular component: GATOR1 complex. Lineage: Eukaryota; Metazoa; Arthropoda; Insecta; Diptera; Drosophilidae. The record is from RefSeq and is a predicted model, not a curated record. Gene Ontology annotation, biological process: negative regulation of TORC1 signaling; cellular response to amino acid starvation; positive regulation of autophagy.
CAAAUGACACUGCUAUGGUGUUUACAGCGCAACGAGUCCAUAUACGUAAUAAAUGAAGCUUAGUGUUGUAAAGGUUAUAAUUGUGGUCGGCUUACAGCACCAUUAAAGCAACGAUUUCUUACUGUAAUCGAAAUAUUUGGCGAUGCCACACUGUUAUUUACACAAUUCCGACCAUCAGCUGAUAAUCUUUUGGCCUAAUAGAAAAUAAAUAAAUAAUGAUGCCAUGGAGGUGAACCCAUUGGCCGUUAUACUUGUUUAUUUCGACAGCAAGGGUGAUCGCCUGCUGUAUCGCUAUCCUUACCAGACGCUCGGCCAAACGCUCAAACUAGAGGAGCCACGCGAGGAGCUGGUCAACAAAAAGCGCAAUCCCUUUGCCGUCGCCCACACAGAUGAUCUGCUGCAAACGGCCACACACCAAACGCAGACCCAGAGCCAAGGCCCAGGUCAGCUGCAGGGCUUUGCGGACGAUGUGCUUUCCGCGCUGUUUGCCGUCAAGCCGCAAUUGUGCAAUCAAAAAUUUGAGCUAAAACUGAACGAUGUCCGCUUCGUUAGCCACCCCACGCUGAUCAGUGUGGUGCCCACGCCCGUGGCCACUGCUCCGCCAAGUGCGGGCAGCAAUUUAUCUUCGGCUGCCGGCGUUGCCGCCACUGCAGCUGUGGCUGUGGCGAAGAAACAACAAAUGCUCAUCAACAUUGUGUUUGCACUGCACGCCCAGGCCAGCUACUCCAUUGUCAAGUGCUACCAUGAGCUGAGCAAGCGGCUGGGACUGGCGCUCAAAUUCGAGGAGCAGCGCAGCGGCUACCUUACCGAGCAGACGGCUCUAAUGGCACGUACACACGACGAACAGCAACAGCAGCCGCUGGAGCGCACGCUGGAGCUGAUCGCGGAGCGCUGCAGCUUGGCGCAGGCUCUAAAAUCCAUUUGCAAUGAUCUUUGCACCACGGGACUGCUGAGCACCACUCUGAAUCAGAAUCUAACGUUGACCUUCUGCCUGCCGGCCAAGGCGCAUCAGCUUCACAAGAAGGGCAGCAUGGUAGAUCCGGAGACCAUAGAUCGUUGUCUGCGCGCAUUAAAGCCCUAUCAUGGCAUGCUGCUGCUGGUGGACUUUGCGGAGCUGCUGGACUGUGUGCCGCCGACUGGGGCGCGCAUGCUCUGGCAGCUGGUGGACGCUUAUAAUCCGCUGAUCAGCCUGCAGAGUAUGGCUUCCAAUGCGGAUCUGAGCAUUGAGCAUGUGUACAAGCUGGUCUCGCAUCUGGUCUACUGGGCCAAGGCGACCAUCAUUUAUCCACUCUGUGAGACGAAUGUGUAUGUGAUAGCACCGGAUGCGCCGCUGCACACCAGGUCGCAUCUGGUGGAGAAGUUCUCCACACGCUUUGCGGGCAUGUCUCUGUUUGAGGUAAUUUCGGACUUCUCGCUGCCGACGUCCAUUGGACAUCUGACGACGCCGUUGCAACAGCCGGCGCGCCAGGGCAUACUUGCCCAGAUGGUACUCUGGAUGCUGCAGCAUCAUUUGCUUAUGCAGCUGCACACCUAUGUGCAGUUCAUGCCCAGCGACGCCGACGAUGAAUUCGGCGACUCGGCGUCCUGUGCCCAGGCUGGCAGCAACGUCACCGAGGAGGAACAGGACAGCAAUCACACCGAGGACGAGCCGAAUCGCGAUCGGGAUGAUGAUCCAUUGCAUGGCGGCUCCAUGCUGAGCAUGUCCAGUCAACCACUGCCCAUGCCCGUGAACGCACAUCGACGCAGCGUGCCCGAGGAUCACUACUCCCUGGCCUCGGACAACAUUGCUGUGCAGCCGUCGUCCAGCCACAAGUCCAACUUCAGCAUGACGGCCUCGCUGAGCACGGACAAUUGCGAUAGCCUCGACUCCAUGGAGGACGAGCAGAAGCUCAAGGAGCUGCUGCAGGUCUUCAACGAUGCGGAUCGCGCCGCCAUUCGCCGCAUACCCGCCUCCCUCAACGUGGAUGAUCUAUCGCUGCUGGUUAAGCUCUAUCAGAUGGGCUACUUUAAGAGCGAGCAUCACCUAGAGGAGAUUAUGUACUUUGAGAAUUUGCGCCGUUCCCAGCUGCUGCAGCUGCUCGACAAAUUUCGCGACGUCCUGAUCAUAUACGAAACAGAAGAUCCGGCCAUUGCAUCCAUGUACAACAAUAAAUAGAUUUAUAAUAAAGAGCAUUCCAAAUGCAAUUUGAGUGUAA